Messenger RNA from Staurois parvus, 522 nucleotides. The record is from the annotation of a GenBank genome assembly. NCBI's taxonomy places the organism in Eukaryota, Metazoa, Chordata, Amphibia, Anura, Ranidae.
CCUCCCCUCCAGUCUUGCACAGGCGUACCGGCUCCUCCCCUUCAGUCUUGCACAGGCGUACCGGCUCCUCCCCUUCAGUCUUGCACAGGCGUACCGGUUCCUCCCCUUCAGUCUUGCACAGGCGUAUCGACUCCUCCGCUUCAGUCUUGCACAGUCGUACCGGCUCCUCCCCUUCAGUCUUGCACAGGUGUACCGGCUCCUCCCCUUCAGUCUUGCACAGGCGUACCGGCUCCUCCCCUUCAGUCUUGCACAGGCGUACCGGCUCCUCCCCUUCAGUCUUGCACAGGCGUACCGGCUCCUCCCCUUCUGUCUUGCACAGGCGUUCCGGCUCCUCCCCUUCUGUCUUGCACAGGCGUUCCAGCUCCUCCCCUUCUGUCUUGCACAGAUGUUCCGGCUCCUCCCCUUCUGUUAUGCACAGAUGUACCGGCUCCUCCUGUCCUGGCUUCCUCUGAUGUCACUGCACACUGGGAGAUUCUCACAAUGUGCAUUAGAAGCUGCAGCCAGUCAGAUAGAGCUCCGCCU